AUGCAGUCGUGUCAAGCAAGCUGCAAGUCAUACAGCUGCAACUGCCAGCAAUCCUGCGCUCACGUCUGCGGAGGAUCUUAUGUCAAUGCUUGUACCUCAUGCAUGCAAACAUGUCAGUCUGGCUGUAGAUUCGGAAAUUGUAAUUGUCAGCAGGCCUGCGCUAUUCCAUGUGGAGCUCAGACUCAAGCAGUGCAACAGGCUCAAGCGGUGCAAACAGUAACGGCAUCAUCGUGCGGCGCCUGCCUACAGACCUGUCAAGCAGGUUGCAAAACCUACGGCACUUGCAACUGCCAACAGUCGUGUGCUCAUGUCUGCGGAGGGAGCUAUGCAGUACCACAGCCAGUACCGUUCAUGCCACCAGUACAGCCUGCACCAACGUUCACCAUGCCAUCUGUGCCUCAGUUCUCUACGCCAUACUGGCCUCAGUUCGCCCUAUCACCGUGCCAAAAACAGUGCGUACAAGAAUGUGGCAAUUUCUGUGGAGCAUCAAGAAUGUGCUUGAACUCGUGCCAAACUGCAUGUGGCGCUCAAUGUACUCAAGUUCAAUUUAACAACUGUCAAAGUUCAUGCCAAAAUCAAUGCGGUGGCGUCUGCACGACAUCGUCAUGCUUGAAUUCCUGCAACGCUCAAUGUCGUUCUUCAUGCAACACUUGCACUCAGAAUCCUUGUAUCAACAUGGCCUACUUCACUGCCAAUGUCAGUGUGUCAGCAGACUUGUCAAAAUUACUGCAUGAAUAA
Messenger RNA from Cooperia oncophora, 738 nucleotides. The record is from the annotation of a GenBank genome assembly. Lineage: Eukaryota; Metazoa; Nematoda; Chromadorea; Rhabditida; Trichostrongylidae.